CGCCGAUAACCCAAUCCCUCGUGCCCAGCCAUCGAGUGCAGUACUACUGUAGGUAGUGUAGCAAGGAACAACGCCGGCAGAGUACCUGGUAGUUCACUCUGUACCACAAUUCUCGACCGUUAAUCUAAACUCCUUCCCGUCCCUGCUUCCCCUCCUCAACCGCGGCGCGACGCGAGUCCCCUUUUGUUUAGUUAAUAGUUUACGAGUUAACGCAAUCUCCGGAUCUCCCAAUUCCUCAAUCGCCAGCUGCUCCUCUCGAAGAAGCCAUAGCGUCGCGAGUGACCGCAUCUCAUCUCAACGGCAACACUAUCACAGACACAUUUUGGGGGCUGCGACGCGGCGCAGGAACGCCGUGGAGGAACGCGAUGCCUUCGUCUCUCGAAGACGUCCCCGACGAGAUUAUCCGCCAUAUUCUGCUCUACCUCUCGCCAGAAGACACUCUCCUGAGCUUCCAACGACUAUCACGCCGAUUUCACCACCUCGCAAACGAACCCCUGCUGUGGAAACAGCACUGCCAGCUCUCGUUCAGCCACUGGGGUCCGGAACACAACUUGCAGGAGAAGCUCAAGGCGCGCGCGUCUUCAGUCGACUGGAGGAACUUGUGGGCCACAAGGAAGAAAAAGAAUAAGAGGAUUGCGCAGCUCUUGGACGGUGUGAUCUCGACCAAGGUCGGCCAGCUGAAAAGGCUACAGGAGAUCUGCACUCUGGGAAUUGAUGCAAAGGACUACCUGCUGGAGCAAUGCCAUGUCGACGAUUCCGCAGAGGAUUUCCUAGCCAGAAGGUAUUAUGCAAGCGCGCUGCUAGAUAGCAUACAUAAGGGCUUAGCAGUGGAUAUGUGGUGUCGGUAUCAGGGGCAGGCGUUGAGCUCGCAGCACCUCGACAUGGCGCUCGCCGGUUUCGAUAUGUUUGUGCUCCACGACCGGGAGCAAGAUAUCGACUAUGUUGUUCGGACUCUUGAUUCCCUCGCCGAGGAGUUCAGGGCUGAGCACCCGGCGUUUGAGGACCUAUCCACCAGAGCGAAAGCUCUGACUCUGCUCCGCUGGCUGAGAGCUAAGAAUCUGACCGGCAUGGACCGCCCUGAAAUCAACUACCGUAAUUUGAGAAACUGCUUCCUCGGCCAUGCACUCUCCGAGGAGGACCAUCCUUCCCUCCCUCUCAUUUCGAGCGCCAUCUUCACCUGCAUCGCUGAGCGUUUGGGCAUGACCGCCUUUUGUCUCGCUUUUCCGAGCCACGUUCACGCAGCGGUCUAUGCUCCGCCCGGAAAGGACCUCGAUGGGAAUGACACGGAGGAUGAGGAUGGCGAGAGGAAGAGGAUGUGCCUCGACCCGUACGGGUCCGAUCAUGAGGUGACCCUCAGCGACCUGCGCCUUAAGCUGGUCGACUUCGGGUGGACGCAGGGAAUCGAAGACUUCCUCAGGCCCACCCCUGUGCCGAUCAUUAUCCAGAGGAUGGCUCAGAAUAUCAAGGCAACGCACGACACGAUCCUCAACCUGGCAGACAACCCGAUACGGGCCGCUGAAAUGAAGCGGCUUCGCAGCGGAUAUCCGGGCCUGAACUUGGACGCCGCCGUGUACGCCUCCAUGUGGGCUGAGCUCGUCAUGAAGCAGACGUCCAGCCGCCACUGGGACUCAAACCUUGUCCCCUUCCUCCAAAAAUUUGCGCUCUCUUGGAGCGAGGACGUCUGGAUCGUCAAAAAGUACCUCGCACCGCUCUACAACAAGUUCGUGGCUUCCCAAAAUUUGCCUAGGCAGCGGACUGGUUGGCAUAACGUGAACGAUAUCAUCCGGAUGCUUGAGAACAUCGACAACCGAUUGCCCGAGGUCAACCGACGGUAUACCGAAGAAAUCACGGCGCGCGUGCACUAUAAGAUCGGCCAGGUCUUCCGCCACCGGCGCUACGGGUACAUUGGCAUCAUCAACGGCUGGGCGGCGAUGGGCUGCACUACAUUGCCAAUGCCGCAUUAUCUGGAUGCCGCCGAGGCAGAGGAGGAGGGCGACGUGAUCGACCCAACCCUGUCGGUGCGCGAGACGAACAUGGGUCCGCUGAGGACUUACUAUACCGGCCUGUAAGUUGCCUCCUUGAUAUUCAUUGCCCCCA
This is a messenger RNA of Thermothielavioides terrestris NRRL 8126, 2097 nucleotides long. RefSeq lists its product as uncharacterized. Gene Ontology annotation, molecular function: DNA binding; protein binding. The transcript has 3 exons. Bases 366 to 2069 code for a protein of 567 amino acids. Lineage: Eukaryota; Fungi; Ascomycota; Sordariomycetes; Sordariales; Chaetomiaceae. The record is from RefSeq and is a predicted model, not a curated record.